Messenger RNA from Phytophthora nicotianae INRA-310, 822 nucleotides. RefSeq lists its product as hypothetical. The transcript has a single exon. The record is from RefSeq and is a predicted model, not a curated record. NCBI's taxonomy places the organism in Eukaryota, Oomycota, Peronosporomycetes, Peronosporales, Peronosporaceae. The coding region runs from base 1 to 822 and encodes 273 amino acids.
AUGAUGCGCCUGUACUCGGUCAGACUCCUAGUUGCUACUGCUCUUCUGGCAAACGUUGAACGGGCCGCGCCCUUUGAUCUGACCAUCGAUGACUAUCCGACUGUAGUCCGUUCCCUCGCUGACAACCAGAACGUUGUUACUCCUAAGAGGAUACUGAGGCGUUUCGAUGAGGCUGACGAAGAGAGACUCGUCGGGAUUAGCAAAAUGUCGGAGCUAACAACCCAGGUCAAGGACGGUGCGUCGAAACUCUUCGAAAAAGUGGUCAACAUGAAGGCAUUGGAGACUCAAGCGGCGAAGGCCAUGAAACUUGGCCCUAUUGAUGACACCUUGACAAGUUCGAAUCUCAAAUAUUUGGUCGACCAGGUCAAAGAGAUGAACUCGAAGAGUAGGAUAAAGAAGGUCUCAGUGAUUGGAAUACUCACCACCAAAUACGGAGAUGACGCUCUGGCGAAGGCGCUCUUGAAAGCCGAAAGGAAUGCGGAAUCCACGUCACUUUUUGCAAAAGAAAUUCGAGAGUUGCGCGCGAAGCAACUAAAGAUGUGGAAGAGUAGCAGUAAAUCCGCUGACGAUAUUUUCAAGCAACUGAGAUUUGGCGACGACAUGUUCCCCAUCAGUCAGAAGUUCGAGAUUCUGGACGACUACAUCAAAUUCAUCAAGCCUAAGGCAUACGAUCAAACCCUCCUACGCACCAUAAUUAAAGGGGUUAAUGGUAACGAGAAGGUGGGGACGGUAUUGUACGCCACAAGGACGGAUCCUCGUACGGUCAAGAAGGUCAAUGAUUUCCAGCAAUCUCUACUCAGAAAGUGGAUGGGUGAAGGCUAA